UUCAGUUUAUGCCCCGCCAAAAAAAAAUUGAAGAUCCGGGGCUGCAUCAACACCAGUACAGGUAGCUAAAAUAUAGAAGGAUGAUAAAAUAAGAAAUAUAAAACUUGCGUUUUGCGUAAUUGCAUACGCCCAGUCUUGCCUCGAUUCAACCUCUCUUUACCGUUUAUUUGUUGCAUUCUGUUUCAGUGCACGCUCUGACCACGUCAUUCUGUGCAGCAAAGUGUUCGAAAGCGGUCAACUUCAAACUUAGCUUUUAAAAGCAAGAUGGAUCGCUGGGUGGGCAAGACAGCCGUGGUGACGGGCGCGAGCUCAGGCAUCGGUGCAGCCAUCUGUGUGGAGCUGGCGAACGCUGGCAUCAACGUCGUCGGCGUCGCCAGGAGGACCGGACCUAUUGAAGAGCUGAAGACACAAGUCAAAGGCAAGGGCUCCAUCACAGCUCGUCAGUGCGACGUGUCGAGCCCGGAGGCUGUGGCGGCGACCUUCAAGUGGAUCGACGACAACCUCGGCUGCGUCCACAUCAUGGUCAAUAACGCGGGGAUAUUCACACAAGGAGGAAUCACUGACGUUGGCGGUGACAUGAUAAGCGAGAAGGACAUUAUGUCGGUCAUUGAUAUCAACUUGAAGGGACCCAUACUGUGCUCGAGACACGCCAUCGCUUCUAUGACGAAAAAUAAGUUCGACGGACACAUUGUUAACAUCAAUAGUAUCGCGGGCCACUACGUGCCAUGGUCGUCCAAGUUCAACGUGUACGCGAGCAGCAAGUACGGCGUCACCGGGUUUUCCGCCUCGCUGCUCAACGAGCUGGCUGACCAUAAGAACAAGAUCAAAGUUACUAGCGUGUCCCCGGGGCUGGUGCGGACGGCGAUGACAGUGGCUGCGGAUGACAGCGGGAUGCCCGCACUCAGUCCCAAGGACGUCUCCGAUGCGGUGCUCUAUGUCAUCUCUACCCCACCAACGGUUAACAUAAACGAGCUCACAAUAACACCAGUGACAGAAAGGAGGUUGUAAUUAAAAGAACUACUUUAUUGACUACAACAUUUUGGCACAACACUAUACACUAAGUUAAGGCGACUACACGGAGGCAUUUGAGAAGGAGGAGGAGGCGAGGCCCAGCAUGCUGGUGCCGAACUGCAGCAGUGCUCGGAGGACGUCCAUCUUGAGGGUCCACAGCGGUGACGUGGAAGACUGUGACGAGUGCGAUGACUGCGACUGCACACAAAUACAGAUAAUAUUUUAUUAACAUUAAGUUAAGUAUUAAUAAAAUUAAUUAAUAUCGUCAUCGUCGUUAUUAUAAUAAAUAAUAUAUUAUUUUUUAAAUAUAAUAAGUCACUUGUGCUGUUUUCACGUCGUUAAAGGUGCUUUUAUGAAGAUUUUUUUUAACUUACCACAAUCAUGUCAUGUAUCUGUAAUUAAAUGUAAGAAAUCGAUGUUUUUUAAA
Helicoverpa zea (corn earworm) is the source of this 1438-nucleotide messenger RNA. Its product is annotated as farnesol dehydrogenase-like. The coding region runs from base 265 to 1008 and encodes 247 amino acids. The transcript is spliced from 7 exons. Lineage: Eukaryota; Metazoa; Arthropoda; Insecta; Lepidoptera; Noctuidae. The record is from RefSeq and is a predicted model, not a curated record.